This is a messenger RNA of Cornus florida, 2176 nucleotides long. RefSeq lists its product as uncharacterized. Gene Ontology annotation, molecular function: structural constituent of ribosome; 5S rRNA binding. Gene Ontology annotation, cellular component: ribosome. The record is from RefSeq and is a predicted model, not a curated record. Lineage: Eukaryota; Viridiplantae; Streptophyta; Magnoliopsida; Cornales; Cornaceae. The transcript is spliced from 3 exons. Bases 1553 to 2104 code for a protein of 183 amino acids. Gene Ontology annotation, biological process: translation.
UGACUCUGAAUGUCGAACUUUUGUUAUAAAUAGUGUUGUUUCAUUUGCUUUUUAAUUGAUGUGGGACGGUUUAUUGCUUUAUCUCUCAUCACAAGAUGUGAAGUAGUUUUGACAAUACUCGUUCCUAAUGAAGUUGAACAACUGAAUGGGCCAAAUAUUCUAUUUGAUUACAUGUCAGAUUCACCAUUGUUGUUGCAGCUGGACAGAAAAUUGCUAGAUUUGUGUAGCUAUGCGACAGAUAAUUUACUUGUUUUGAGUGGUUAUGAAUCUAUGCUUCUAAAUUCUUGUUCAUAGAGUCUGUUUUUUGUAUUUGGAUGUGUUCGGAUGUGGGUGUGUGCUUAUGCGUUUAGUCAAUUAGUUUACGUUUUGGAUGUGGGUAGUGUAUUUAUGCAUUUAAUUAAGUAGUAACCCUUUCAACCAGGGGCAGAGCCAGAAAUUUUAGGUUGGGGACGGGAUUUGUUAUAUGUAACUACAGUUUGAAAAUUUUAUAAAUCAAUUGUAAUAUGAUUUUUUUUUUUAUAAUAAAUAUUAGUCAUAGUGUAUGUACUUUGAGAAAAUUAAAAAAUGAGAAAACUACAGCUUAAUAAUAGAUGAAAAAUUGAUAAAUUUAAAUGGUGGUUACAAGGGGAUGAUGGAGUUUAAGGACCUUCUUGUUAUUUUUUUUUAAAAGAAAAAGGCAAGUGGAAUGCAAAAAAGGAAAUACAAAUAUCACCUCCCUUAUAUAUAUAUAUAUAUAUAUAUAUAUAUUUUAAUCAUCUACCACUAAAUUUAUUUAGUUGCAUAGUUAUAUGAUCCACAAUCCUAUAUGUUAACAACUCUCUCUACCCCCACUUAAACCUCAUAACCAAGACAUGUCAAUAGACUCAAUUUUAUCCAAUUGGAUCCGAAUUUGAAAUAAUUAAUAUGUGGAUUGAAACAUUCAAUCUUAUAAUUCAUUAGCAAAAUGAAUUCGAUAAUCUAUUAACUAAACAAAUCAAAUAUAGAUUUGUUUGAUGAGUUGAUUUUCUUAUCAUUUUAAAACUGGAAGGAAAGGGGAGAAAAAGCUCUCAUUUUUUAAUGAAACAUAUUAUUGAAUAUAUUUGUUUCAGGUAUUUGGAUUAAUGAAAGUACUUUCAUCUGCUUUUUUAUUUUUUCCAAACAUAAUUACUACCCUUUUUAUUUUUGUUUAUUAACCAACUAAACACAAAUUCAACACUAUCAUUUUAUUUCCUUUCUUUUUCAAUCAUAAUUAAUAUUAUUCUUUCCUUUUCUUUUUUAUAUGUCAAACAUGGCCCUAAGAUUUAGGGCAUAAAACAAUUUCAUUUUAUGGGCAGCUAUGGCAACAAAAUUCAAAAAGACCUACCGUGGCUUUUUCACUAUGUCUAUUUGUCAGUCUUUCACUAUGUCUAUUUGUCAGUCUUUCAGUCUUUUUCUCUCUCUCAGACUCUAACUCAAACACAAUCCCUAUAUAACCCACACCCCAAAAAAAAAAAAAUGUGGCCGCCUAAAAGGUUAAAUUAAACCAGACGUUGAACUCUCACUUGCACAAUCUUUCAGCUAGGUUUGGGGAACCAUGUUGAGGCAUGUGUAUAACAAGUUAUGUUCACAUGGAGGUUAUAAAAUGAGGCCUUGCUUGAAUGUACAGACAAGUUAUCUCCACAGUGGACAGCUUUGUUUAGCACCAAGAAGCUUUUUUGGGGUGGAGGAUUUCCUUGACGAUGACAAUAGCCGGCCAUACACUUACCAGAAGGAGAAGAAAGCAAAAAAUCCAGACAAGAAGCAUGCGUCAUUCAAACAACGUACGAUAGCUUACAUGGAACCGUUUACACUGGACGUUUUCAUCUCAAAGCGGUUUGUUUCAGCCUCACUCACCCACAGGGUAACUAGUAAGCAGGUUGCAGUUGCUGGUACAAACUCUAAAGACAUCAAAGCUGCGCUCAAGUCCCGAUCUGAUAUACCUGCAUGCUUAGCCGUUGGCCGGAUUUUAUCUGACAGAGCAAGAGAAGCUGACGUGUACACCGCUUCUUAUACUCCGAGGGAGAGAGACAAGUUUGAGGGCAAGAUUAGAGCGGUUGUACAGUCCCUCAUUGACAAUGGGAUUGACGUUAAAGUUUAUCUUGACUGAACCAGUAAGUUAUCUUAGGACCAUGGGAAAAUGGAGGUUGUAUUUCAAUAAAUGUGUUUUUUUUUUUUUUUU